AUGGAAGGCAAGAAAGUUCGAGAUACUAACUCUUUCACAAGGAAACGAGGCUAUGCCCUGAAGAUCAUCAGUGACUUUGAUGACACCAUAGUUUGCAGUGGAGCCACCCCCAAGUUUGCUGGUUGCGACAACAGGCUGCCUCGGAAGGCUAUUUAUCCGGGGGUGCUCACACUUUGGAAGGAGCUUGACCACUGCUUCACCAAAAGUCUGCGGACGUCCAUGAUUCCGGUCAUGAAUGUCAGCAGCGAAAAGGAGGCGCGUGCAUCUGCCACCAUCUUGUCUGUUCCAGCUGAGGCGGACGGAGCACGAAUUCCAGCGUGCCAGCAGGCGGGCUCUAACAUUAUCUUGCUUUCAGCCCGCCCUCGGUCUUACAAGGGCUGGUCAGAGGCGGCCUUCUAUUCCGCCGUGAUAAAGCCACUGGUGAAGAGUGGCCGCCUCUAUUGUCUGCCGGUGCUGUUGAUGGGUUCCGUUGGGAGCAUACUUCAAGCAAUCGUCAUGUACUUCACGAGGCAGACCUUGAUUCCAGGUUUCAAUGGCAUUAAGCAUAUCGUGUACCAAAUGCUGGGCGAGAGAAAGGUCCAGAACUUCAAGGCGUUUUCUGACUGCUACCCGGAGUCCUCCUUUCUUUUCUUUGGGGAUAAUGGUCAAGGGGAUGUCUACUUUGCCGAAGCGGUCAACAGCCUCCAGGAACUCGAAUCAGAUGAGGCCGAAGAGCACGGCAGGUUGUUCGCAUCCUUCAUCCACAUCGUCCGUCCAUUGGCGCAAACAGUAAGCGCAUCUUGCACCCAGUGUGGCGCGUGCGAGAGGGAGCACCUCCUAGGCUCGAUGCUCGACGCUGACUGCCACAUGCACGAAACCCACGUGGCAAUGGCGACAAAGUGCCUCUCCCUCCAACUGAUCGACGAAGGCUCCCUCGUCCGGGUGAUCAGAGAUGCGAUCAACGAGUUUCGCUUCAUCAUGGCCAAGUACCCAGACCAAAGGGACAGGUGGUCAAGGUACGCGCGCGCCAUGAAGCGCGACGUAUUGGAAGGUCUAAAGGCCGUAUCCGAGGACAUGAGACUGGGGACUGACGAGCUGAAGUACCUGGACGUCGAAUAG
Molecule: messenger RNA, 1098 nt
Organism: Ostreobium quekettii
Lineage: Eukaryota; Viridiplantae; Chlorophyta; Ulvophyceae; Bryopsidales; Ostreobiaceae
Source: the annotation of a GenBank genome assembly